AUGAAACAUAAAGGAUUUAAGAUUUUGUUGACCAAAGCGGUGGUAUUCAAGAGUAAAAUCUGUUCGCUUCCCAUGGAUUUGACAUCAAGACGCCCUUGAUUGUCAUUUGUAUUCCAAUUGUAAUUAUUAUGUAUUACAUUUUAUUACUAACCUAUACUUACAAAAUUUUAGAUAACAUCAAAUUAGUUUUCAAUGACACCGAAGAGAGUAAAAGUAUGUAGGUAAGCUAGACUGAACACUGAACAAAUCGAAGUAGGAUAGGUACUAGAUUAAAUAUUUGUAAAAAUAUGUGUAUUUAAACAAUGCUACUAUCUAUGAUAAUUAUUGUUCAAAUUAAAUUUGCGCGGGUUAUAUUUGACCAAUCACUACAAAGUUUUAGUUAUGGAUAAGUUGAUCAAAUUUUUAAUUGCCUGAACCUUGAUUGAAAUAUACUUAUGUUCAUGAAUUAUUUCAGUUAUGGUCUGAACCAUUUUUCAAACAAAUUUUCAGUUAACCGUUCACCAAAUAUUUAAACUUGUGAACGAUUCAUAUAUGGCAUUUAUAAUCCUGGUGAGACUGUAGAAAAACCGUUAUCAAUAAUGAUAGUAACCCAACCUUAGAAACAGCUGCAAUGUUUAUUAUCUGUUUAUUUUAUUUUGCGCUCCCGUUUGUUAUUUUUCACAUUUACUCCUCUCUUCCGUACGGCCACCAGCGUAGAAUUGGAGAGACUUCAAAAGUCUCAACUCGAAAAUGAUUCAUUAGUCAUUGACACAGUCAAAAUUGUUACGAUUUUUGUUAGGUAUUUGUUAUAUUUUAGUUAUAUUGGCAGUUGUAUAUCGGUUAUUUAUCGUUACCUAAUGAAUGAAAUGGUAUUGUGUAUUGUUGUGUUUUUGAAAUAAUAAUGAAAAGUUAUACAAUAGAUUGUGUUAUCCAAUAUCGACAUUUGCGGUGUCCAGUUCAUCAACUACACUAAGUUAGGAUAAACAUUAGUGAGUACAAAUCGAUUAAGAUAUAUUUUUUUUUUUUUUGAAAGAAAUGACAAUUUAUAAAUUUACGAUUUAUAACAAUGCCCUACGUAUGGUGAUAUGUAAAGGGUGGGAACUCAGAUAGAUAAUAAAAAGUUUUAUAUACCUACAGUAUUUAUGAUUUUCCAUUGUUAUUGAAAAAGUAAACCUCUUUCUAGGCUUAUCAUAAAGUGUGUUUUCUUUUAUCUGUUUUUUGUUUACUUCAUAAAGUAACAAAAUUAUUUUUGUUCAUAAAAUUACGAAGACCAAAUAGUGAUAGUGAAUUCUAUUAUUGAUGUAAAUGUAAAAUGUGUAUAAAUUAAUCAAUAUCUAAAAACUAUGGUAAACUUAGUUUGUAAAAUGAUAAAUAUUGAUACUUAGAAUUAAAAGUAAUUAACACCAUUUAAACAGAAUUUUGAAUAAUUAUAAUUAUAUAUACCUCUAUGAUAAGUAGUAAUUAUUUUUAAUUUUUAUUUAUUUAACUAAUAUACACAGGCGAAAUAAAUAAUAGGAAAAUUUUUAAAAACUAAAUCUUAUUUGUUUUAGAAUACAUUUCUUUUUAAGUUUUCUCUAAUUUUCUCUAAUUUAAUAUUUGAAUAUUUUUCUCUGUUUUAAUAUAUUUGUUGUUUGUAGGCACAUUAUUGAUACUUCUGUAGUGUGAUUGUUUAUUAUUAAGAUAUUUUAUUUCAAAAAUAAUAUUUUUGUUUAUCCUUUAAUUUUAUAGUUAGACAAAUUUGAUCUCACACAUUUUCUUUUAUUAGAGUUUUAAAAAUUAAAAUAUUAUUUUUAAAUUUUGAUAGUUGAUUUUUAUUUUACCUAUAUAGGUACCUAUUCAAAGGAUAUAUUGUAUGAUAGAAUAUGUAUUGAUUUAAAGUUCAAAAUAUUCUGUAGAACAACAGGUUUAUUUUAAAUUUGAAGUAAAAUUCUUUUGUAUUAUUUGUGUAAACUAAUAUAAAUUAUUUUUUUCCUGCCCUAUUUAACUAACAAAAAAAAAAAAAUAGAUGUAUCUAGAACUGUACUUAAUGAACUCUAUUUAACACCAAGGUGACAAGGUCAUUAUGUGUCUAUUUCUGAAAAUAAUUAAUUUGUGUAUAAAAACUUUAAACUAAGGUAGGUAUAUAUAUAUAUAUAUAUAUAUAUUGACAUUUUGUAUAUAAUAUAUUUUUUGAACAUUUUGUUAUCAUUAAACAAUUAGUAGAUAUUUGAAAUUUAGGCAUAGGAAAGAAAAUGUCAUUCAAAAAAGCAGAGCCAUCUGCUGAGAAAUAAAAUAAUUAAUUGAAAUUAGAUUGACAAUUAUUUGAUAGAAAAUUAAUUGGUACCUACUUCUAAUUUAUAAAAGAAAUUUGUUGCGGUAUAACCCUUUAUAAAGAUUAUACAAUUUUACUAGCUUCAUAAUUGUAUUUGUUUAUUGUAUAAUUAACAAUAAUCCACAUAAGUACUUUAAUGGCACUUUUAUUUUGUAAUUGUCAUGCAUUGUGUAUCACUUAAAUAAUAAUUUGUAAAAUAAUUAUAUCAUUUGAUUUUGAGCCUCUUUGGUGUUUACACAAAUAAAUAAAUAGUGGGUAUAAAAAACCAACUUUGAGUUAUUGUUUUUGUUUUUUAUACAAAUACCUAUUGUUGAAAAAUUAUUCCUUUUAUGUUUCAAAUUGAUUUCUUAAUAUACUCUAAAUCUUUAAAUUACUAUAAUCAAUCAACUGUUAAAUUUAGAAAUUAUUGAGAUAAUACUAUGAUUUCUAUAUAUAAUAAUAAAGUUUUUCAUUAUUUAAUGUAGAAAUAUUUUUUUUUUUUGAUGAUUGUAUAUUUAUUAUUAUAAAACCUGGUUGUUAAUGUUCUACCCAACUGUAUGUAAAAAAAAAAUUACAUAUUUGUCGUUUAAUCUUUGAUAAUAAGUUAAGUAAGUUAAUAAUAUCUGUUAUUGAAAUCCGUUAAAAUCAAAUGUAGGUAUUUCUUAUAAUAUGUUAUUUUCUUGAUCUCAUUGGAUGAUUAAUCAGGACGGUAAGAAUAACAUUUGUUGAGCUAUUAAAUAUUGCUUAAAAUCAUUAUUUGUUUAUAAUGUGUGCAAGUGUGAUUAGUUAAACUUAUAACAUUCUAUUUGGAACUACCCAAUCGACUGAUGAAAUAUUAUUUUUCAAAAUGACUUAAUACUACUUAUUUAUCAUUAUUUUACUAAACUAACUUAAUCAAAUAUUUAAUUAAUUUAUGUAUAAUGUAUUCAGCAUUAUUAUUUAUUGUCUAUUAACAUAUAUGUGAUCUAAAUGUAUAUUUAAAAGAAUCCCCUAAGUAAUGAACAUUAAUUAAACUAUUUAAAUUCUUAUAAAGUUUCAAAAUACCUAUUGAUUUUGAAAUUACAAAAUUUAAUUAUCCUUAUUUUAUUGAUCAAUUUAAAUAAAAAAUGUAUUCAUUUGAGGAUAUAGAAAUAAUACAUGUUUUUUUUAUUUAUUAUUUUAAAGUAAUCAAUACAUAUAAUCUAUACAGUAUUGUAAAAUUAGUAGGUUUGAUAGAUGACAGAAAAAUACAAUUAGUGGUGAAUCUUAAUAUAGGGAGGUUACAUAGUGGUAAUACUCAGCAAUAUUUAAGUUAUGGCUGAUAUGGUCUUUGAUCUUAAAUAAUUAAGUACACAUAAUAUAAGAAUAUAAGUAAUGGAUGUGUUGCUUAAUAACUAUGCAAUAAUAGUUAAUACAAUAUAUUAUGUAUAUUGUUGUACUUAGAAAAUUAUGAAUAAUAUUAUAAAAAUAUAAAUCAAAUCUAUCUUACAAAUAAUAUUUAGACAAAUAACUUGGCACACAACAAAAUGUUUCAAGGUUAAAUAAAAAAUUUAUCCAUAAAUGUUCAAACUAUUUUGGGUCUUAGUCAAUGUUUAGCAUAGUUUUAUUAUCUACCUAUUUAUUUCAUAGAUAUGUAAUGUCUUGUAAAAAUCAUUGAGUAUAAAAUUCUGAUUACUGAUAUACAGAUAAAUAUUUAUUUGUAUAAAUCAUCUAUGUUAUGGAAAAAAAAAAAAUCCUAUUUAUGUUCAUGAAUUACUUAUAGUGAAUACCUAUUAAUGAUAAUUUUCAAAUAAUGUUAUACAAUAAUAAAUAAACAUUGAAUAAUCAACUAAACUAUGAUAUGAUAUUUAUUAUUUCUCUGAUUAUCUUUGUAAUAUUAUUUCAUUAGGUUUUUUUUUUUAUCAUUAUUGAAAUUGUAAAUGAAAAAUGUAUGUUACUAAUUACUUAUUUUACAAUAAUACAGUAUUUAAUAAUACAAUAUUUUACAGUGGUUUGAUGUAUUGUGUCAGUUUAGAAAAAGUUUUUACUCCUUUGUUUGACUAAUUUAAUUUUUAAAACUAAUAAUUAAUUGAAUAGGGGAAUUUUAUUGUCCCUGACCUUACUAUAUUAUAGUUUAUAUUAUAUGACCGCUCUAAACAUUAAGGCUUGAAUUUUGAUUUAAUAAAGUAUCAAUUUAACAUCAUGCCGCUUAAUAAAUUAUGUAUUAUCGCAAACCAUAUUUCAUACAUUUUUACUUUUUUCUAUUUUAGUAAUUUUAAUACUAUAUAUUAUGACAUAAAAUAUAAUUAUAAAAUAUAUAUUAAAUAUAUUUAUAAAAAUAAUUAUAUGGUAAAUAAGUAUACAUAAAUUAGUAUAUAAUAUGUGAGUUAAAAUUUAAUUAUCUUGGUUUCAAUUCAGAUUAAUAUUCAUCAAAGUUAUUAUUGUAUAAAUUGUAAAAAAGUUUAUUUAUAUUUAAAUAAUUACAAAAUACUUAAUACAAUAAUUUUGGGGAAUGUACAAAAUGUAUCUAAAUUUAAAAAGUUUUUCAGUUUUUAUUUCUAUAGUGUUAUCUUGAAUUUGUUUUAACAUUGAUAAUUUGAGUACUUAUUAUAUCAAUUUUUUUGUUUUCAGAAAAAUUGUGGCCGUCUGAUUAAUAUUAUAAUCAAGCUGGAGGCGUCCGGGGUAAAAACACUGCUUCGGGAGUCAUCUCAUCUGAGUAGACAAGCCUCAAAAAAAACCUGUAGCGUUUACACUUUAACUGGUAAUAUACUUUUUGAAUUAGAUAUACAUACUUUAGAAGUAUAAUUAAUUAAUAUGUCUGCAUUUAAGAAUAUUAGAUAGUUUUUAAUAUACUGCUUAAUCAAAUAUCCCAUCACAAACCAUUUUGAUUCUGUCGCCGCCUUGUUUGGACCAUGCCCAAUAUUUAUAAGUGCCAACUAUCUGGUACAUUUUGUGCCGGUAUUUUUAAGCAACAACGUCACAGUCUGUCAGCAAUUGAUGGCGUCUAAACAGUUUCAUUUGUAUGUUCAAUAAAAUUUAAAUGGUUACUUUAAUUUUAAUUAUUAUCCCUUAAAUAAUCAGAAAACAUAAUAUCAGACAAAACUAGUUUCAAAUAGUUAAAACAGUCUAUGUGAGAGUUGAUAAAAAAAAAAUAAUAUGAAUAUUUAGCAAUUUUCAAACAGCUAGUACACAAAAGAAAACUGUCUUGCAUUUUGUAACUGGAACUAAUUCUGAUCAACAAUUUCCACUUCAUUGACUUCAUAACUGUAUUUCCUCUAAUACAGUCGUAUGGAAUAGUAGUUAAGUUUAUGUAUUUGUUUUGUAUUUAUUCAGUAUAUUUAAGAAAACAAGUUCUAUCAUUUAAAAUCUACAAUGCUUCCUUUAUGUUUUACCAGAAUGUGUGGUCGUAAUCAAGGUGUGCAUGAUUUAAUUUAAUUUUAUGUUUUUUAAAAACUUUGUACAGAAAUAUGUUCAGAUUUUGAUAGCCUUGUACAAUAUGUUUAAACAUAUUUCUACUCAGGUUUCUUUCAAUAUUCAGUUUUUUUAUAAAAAAAAAAGUAUUAAUUUUUGUAUAUUAAGUACCUAUAAAUAAUUAAAAAGAAUUUGGUAGGUUUUUAAUAAUUCAAGGCCAUGUUUCCUUGGCCUGAUGAUCAUAUAAGUCGACCACAAUUUAAAAACAAAGGAAAACGAUUUGAUCAAAGACAACAAGACAUUUUAAAUACUUGGCAAUCAGGUAGGUCCGUUCAGUAAAAAAUCAAGUGUUCAAUGACUAUAUAAUUUGGAUUUUUAAUUUACCUUAACAGCUAUUGUUUGUUUGGACUUAUAUUUAGAAUCUUAUAUUCAGUAAUUCAUUCAUAUAUUUAUACUAGGUAGUAGAUACAUAUGUCCCAGAGUUUGGACAUACACCAAAAUAAUGUCCGUUGAGCUUAUUAUUUUGACUGAUUAUUAACUACUGAUUUUUGUUUUGAAUGGUUUUGGGUUGAGUUAAUUAUUGUUAACAAUUAAAAUAAUAACUAAUCAAAAAUAGAUUAACUAAAUAUUUUUAAGGUUAUUUGAAGUAUCUUCAUAGCAAAAAAUAUUGCUGUUAAAUAUUUUGUUUUUUUUUUUUUUUUUUUUUUUUUAUGUAUUAUUAAUUUAUUUUAUCAUAAAAGUUUUGUGCGUUUUUUUUUAGAAAUAUGCAACAACGAAGACCUUCCAGAAGUUGAGUUAAUCAGUUUGCUGGAAGAAACUAUACCACAGUAUAAAUUGAGAGCAGACACUUUAACACAGUUUACUGGUAAGAACAAAGAAUUUGAUUUAAUUUAUUUUUAAUAUUUGCAAUCAAUUUUAAUAUUUUAUAAUAUACUAAUUAUACAUAGUGGUUUUAACUUUAAUAACUAGUGAUUAUUCACAAAGAUAUAAAAUACAUUUUAUUUUGGAUUUAUAUGAGGUUUUACAGUUAUAUUAUGAUAAAAAAUCUUAUCUGUAGUAUUUUCAAAUAUCAACAUUAAUUUGAUCUGCAAAUAGCAAACCAUAUUUAUUUUAUCUUAAAUUUAAAAAGAAAACAUUUAUUCAAAUGGUAUGAUAUGCAUUGAUCUAAUAUAUGACUAAUAUUGUACAAUUUAUAAUAAGUUAAAAUUUAAAUUAAAGGUAUGGUGUAAGAUAUUAAUUGUUAGAUAACUAUUCUAUAUUUCAUAAAACUAAUUGAUUUAAUAAUUAUUAUUUAUAUAAAUUUAAGCCAUUGGUUUAAGAAUAGUUGUUUCUGUAAAUGAAAAUAUUUAAAGAAAAUUUGGUCCUUAAUCAAAGACAAAAAUAAAAAAAUCAAAAAUCAUUACAUAUAUAUAAAUGGAAUAGAGGUAACACUUUGAAAACAAUGUAAACACAAUUCUAGAAUGACUGCCAAAAAAUAGAAAUCUGAUAUUUUUGUUUGUAAAAACUAAUAUAUUGGCAUAAAACCAAUAUCACACCUGGAAUUUUAUUGGUUGCAUAUAAUACAAAGAUAAUUGAGUUUUCUGCGUAAAUAUAUUGGUAUUAUAUUAGAUACUAUACUUAUUAAUGAAUGAUGUCAAAAUUAAUAUUUUUCGAUUGUUCUCGGACUAUUUGGCAUAAGCACCAAAAACCAUUUAUGUAUGAUUUAGUUUGUUCUAAAUUUAUUUGCCGUAAUUUUUUGGUUUAACUUUACCUAUUUAAUAUUAUAUAGCUGUCAGUUAAAAAAAUAAAAUCAUUUUAACUUUUUUUAAGUUUUACAUAAAAACAUUUAAACAUUGUUAAAGUAAAUUUCAUUUAUUAUAUUGAUACCAGAGUUUGUACGUGAUAAUAUUACAUAUGCUAAAGUGACACAAAAUGAAUUUUGAAAAAUUGGCGGCUAACACCAAAUAGUCUGGAAAUAGUAAAUUCAUUAAAUAAUAUAAGUUAAAUGUUAUGUUUAAAAAAAAAAUGUAUUUUCUAAAUUUUCAAACUGAUAACUGAUAUUUUCAGGGAUAUGUAUUUCUGGUAUUUAAAAAUUGCAUAGUUUUUAAUAUCAACUUAUGACUUUUAUUUUAAAUAUUAGAUAGGUUAUUAGAAGAAAAUAUCAGAAAACUAAAUAAUAUCAUCACUACUUAAUCUUGUAUUGGUAUCAAAUUUGCAAAUUUGUAUUCAGACAAUAUUUAUUUUUAAUUCCCUUACUUUUGACAUUUAAACUAAUUAAAGUACUUUUUUUCAAAGAAUAACACUAAUUAUUUCUAAAUAAUAUAUUUCUGUAUUUUUUUAUUUUUAUUAUUUAAAGUCUAGUCCAAAUAUUAAGUAAUUUUGUUAAUAACUUUAUUGCUUAUAUUAUAAUUUAUAAAUAAUGUGAAAUAAUGUACAAUCAUUAGUUCAAAAUCUUUUAUAUAGAUCAGAUGUUUCAGAUUAAAUAUGUCAAUUCUAAUAAAUUAUUUAUACAAUUUCAGGCUAUGAAAAUAAAGAUUGGUAUAUUCCAAGUCCAGCAUUAAAUGAAGACGAAGUUGAUACAGCCACUCUUUCUAAAGAAUAUAUUCGUGAAACUCUAAAUUAUUUUCGUAAGUAUUUAUAA
Cinara cedri is the source of this 8258-nucleotide messenger RNA. The record is from the annotation of a GenBank genome assembly. Lineage: Eukaryota; Metazoa; Arthropoda; Insecta; Hemiptera; Aphididae.